UUUCUUCUUCUUCUUACUGUCAUAUUUUGCACCUAUAAUUUAAACCUGAAAAAAAAAUUAAUUCGCAUUAAAAUAAUUAAACUAUUUAUUUACUUAUUUAUUUAUUCAUUAAAAAACAAUACUUAUCUUAAUUAAUUAUACAACACGUUUGUAUAUUCCAUUCUGCACAGAUUAUCGUAAACAAAACAAAACUGCUUUACCAACAAAUUCUUUAUUUUGAAAUUUGACACAACUAUAGGUAAUUUCACUUUCUGCAUUAUCGACUCGUGGUACGAGUUACCGAAAAUAUGCUUGAAAUAGUUUGUACAUCACCACGGCGCUAGUAGUACAAGCGCGCACUGGUGGGGACGCUCGAAGUGGUGGGGACACGGGUAUAUAAGCAGGCGCCCGAGACGAGACUGGCACUUCAUGCUCAACUGUGUUACAGCAACAAAUGAAUCUCGUGAAGGACAUUCUACCAGAUUUUUCUACGGUAACUUACAGACACAAAAAUCUGACGAAAAUUUGACAUUUUCUUCAUCGUCAUCAACUCCAAAGACAGAAGAGGCAGAACAUCGAAAAGCAGAGAAGAAAACUUUUCGCUCGAGUGGAAUAUUCAGAUUAAAAUCACCAACUAGAUCUCGCGAAGAAAUGUCUACCAGUUCAAUUGGAAAGACUGAAAAUGUGAAAGCUGGAAUUCCGGAGAAACAAUCUUUUACUUCCAGUGAAAGAUUGAGUUUAAAAUCAACAAAUGAAUCUCGUGAAGGACAUUCAACCAGAUUCUUCUACGGAAACUCACAGACAAAAAAAUCUGACGAAAAUUUGACAGUUUCUCAAUCACCAACAACUUCAAUGACUGAGCAGGCUGAACCUCGAAAAGCAGAGAAGAAAACUUUUCGCUCGAGUGGAAUAUUCAGAUUAAAAUCACCAACUAGAUCUCGCGAAGAAAUGUCUACCAGUUCAAUUGGAAAGACUGAAAAUGUGAAAGCUGGAAUUCCGGAGAAACAAUCUUUUACUUCCAGUGAAAGAUUGAGUUUAAAAUCAACAAAUGAAUCUCGUGAAGGACAUUCAACCAGAUUCUUCUACGGAAACUCACAGACAAAAAAAUCUGACGAAAAUUUGACAGUUUCUCAAUCACCAACAACUUCAAUGACUGAGCAGGCUGAACCUCGAAAAGCAGAGAAGAAAACUUUUCGCUCGAGUGGAAUAUUCAGAUUAAAAUCACCAACUAGAUCUCGCGAAGAAAUGUCUACCAGUUCGAUUGGAAAGACUGAAGAUCUAAAAUCUGGAAUUCCGGAGAAACAAUUUUUCUCUUCUAGUGAAAGAUUGAGUCUAAAAUGUUAGUGUUUAACAGAUGUAUUUUAAAAAUAUUUUUAUUUACAUGUAAAGUUAACAAUUGUAAUUUAUUUGUUUAUUCUCUAUUUUUUCAGCAUCAAAUGAAUCUCGUGAAGGACAUUCUACCAGAUUCUUCUACGGUAACUCACAGUCACAAAAAUCUGACGAAAAUUUGACAUUUUCUUCAUCGUCAUCAACUCCAAAGACUGUGCAGGCUGAACCUCGAAAAGCAGAGAAGAAAACUUUUCGCUCGAGUGGAAUAUUCAGAUUAAAAUGUAAGUUUUUUAAAAUUAUUUUCUUCAAGUAUUUGAUUUAAAUUGAGGAAUUUUUUAAUUUUAAUUCU
Molecule: messenger RNA, 1657 nt
Organism: Leptopilina heterotoma
Lineage: Eukaryota; Metazoa; Arthropoda; Insecta; Hymenoptera; Figitidae
Exons: 7
Coding region: 409-1323 (304 amino acids)
Source: RefSeq, a predicted model, not a curated record